Molecule: messenger RNA, 2509 nt
Organism: Carica papaya (papaya)
Lineage: Eukaryota; Viridiplantae; Streptophyta; Magnoliopsida; Brassicales; Caricaceae
Source: RefSeq, a predicted model, not a curated record
AAAACGCAAAGAGCACUAUUUCUCUCUACUUGUCUCGUAAAUGGCAACAGCAUCUGCGACCCGAGCCCGAGCCAUUUGGCGCAAGUGUUUAGCCUCGGCCUUCCGCACCGCCCUGGCCUGCACCAUCGUCGGCGUCACCACCUUAUACGGACCCUCCAGCCUGACACGUUACGCCACCUUCCCGGCCUUCUCCUACGUCAGCACCAUCCUCCUCGUCCCCGACAGCGCCACCCUUGGCGACACGCUGCAUGGCUUCUGGCUGGCGCUAUACGCGACGUGUCAGAGCGUGGGGCCGGCACUACUGAGCCUGUGGCUGAUCGGGCCGACCCACCUGACCAAUGGCACCACCGCGCUAGCUGUGGCAGCCGCAGGGUUCGUGGUGACGGUGCCUGAGUCGACUCACUUGAAAGCAAAGCGUAUUGCGCUGGGUCAGAUUGUGUUGAUAUACGUGGUGGCUUUUAUCAAAGGGGAGAAGGCUGAGGCUGUUUUGAAUCCUGUGCAUGUGGCGGCGAGUACGGCGAUUGGUGUAGCGGCUUCUCUUUUGGCUUUGCUUCUGCCAUUUCCAAGGCUCGCUUGUUCAGAGGUGAAGGAGAGCUGUAAGCUGCUUGCCGAAAACACGUCAGCUAGGUUAAAGCUCUAUAUCAGAGCGUUCUGUGCAGAAGACAACGCAUCAGCUGUUUCAUCAAUCUCUCAAGCUACGUUAUUAGCUUCUUCCGCAACCAAACUCCAUCAAACCAUAAAACGUUACCAAGAAAGCAUUAAAUGGGAGAGGCCUCCAUUUAAAUUUCUGAGACCGUAUUACUCGAACUUAUCUGGGGAGAAGCUGCAAGACGUGGAGAGAAGCUUAAGAGCAAUGGAAAUGGCUUUAACCAGUACUAAUUCUUCACUUCCUGUAAGAACCCUAGUCAACGGAGAUAUCAAAGAAGGUCUAAAGAAAUUGGAAGAACACUUUGACUCCACCAUGAAAAUAGCUAAGGGCUAUCUGUCUUCCGAUUCAUCAACCGUUCCCGAAGCAUACGUUGCAGAAAACUCUUCCUUGGGGUCCUUCCAAACACUUCAGACCAUCCCAUCAACUCAUCAAGACUUAUCAUCUUUCUUCUUCGUUUUCUCCAUUAAACUCCUGCAAUCCAAACUGUUUCCGAAACCCAAUGGUCAGGGAUUGAAAUUACAAGAAGGGUUUUCGUUGAAAAAGGAAAUGAGUGAUUGGAUCGUAAAAGCAAGAACUAAAAUGUUUAUGCCAGCUUUUAAAUUAUCUUUGUCCUUGGGUCUGGCAACUCUUUUUGGCCUGAUCUACAGUAAAGAAAAUGGCUAUUGGUCAGGUUUGCCGGUGGCUAUCAGCCUCGCUGCCGGACGAGAAGCCACCUUUAAAAUAGCAAAUGUGAAAGCUCAAGGGACGGUGCUUGGAUCAGUUUAUGGCGUAUUGGGUUGCUUUGUGUUCGAAAGGUAUUUGCCUGUAAGGUUCCUUUCUCUUCUUCCCUGGUUUAUUUUCACCAGCUUCUUAAGCCGGAGCGUGAUGUACGGCCAAGCUGGAGGCAUCUCCUCCGCGAUUGGCGCACUUUUGAUACUGGGAAGGAAGAAUUUCGGUCCUCCAAGUGAAUUCGCCAUUGCAAGAAUCACUGAAACUUUCAUUGGAUUAUCUUGUUCAAUCUUCGUCGACCUUCUUUUUCAACCCACCAGAGCUUCUACGUUGGCAAAAGCUCAGCUCCCGAAAAUUUUUGGAGUCUUGCACCGGUGUAUCAAUUCAGUGAACUUUGAUACUAAAGUUGGUAAAAAAAUCAGCUUAACUUCUUGCCAAAAUAAGCUGAAAGCCCGAGUUGGUGAGCUGGAGAAGUUCGUAGCCGAAGCUGAGGUGGAGCCCAACUUCUGGUUUUUGCCUUUUCAUAGUGCUUGCUAUCGUAAGCUUCUGCGAUCUCUGUCAGCAAUGGCAGAUCUUUUGCUUUUUGGGAAUCUUGCCAUUGGAUUCCUCAAACAAGAAUCAGAAAAAUACAGUUCUGAAUUGAAAGAGACUCUACAAAAUAAGCUUGAUGGCGACCUUAAGCUUUUCAAGGACCUAGUCGUCUCCCUGUUAAAGGACUUCGAACAUAUCACUUCGAUAAAAUCGCUCGCAGCUCUUGAAAAAUCACUUGAGAAGAACAACGUGUCUUGGGAUCUUGAGAUGGGAUCUUCGAAAUCGGGUUUUUUUAAAGCUUCUGGUUCAGAUCAUAACGAAGAAGAAGAUGAAGUUGACAAGAUUUUGAGUCCCUUUUUGAGGGACGCCGCUGAAGUUGUGGAGAAAAUCCAUGGAGUGAAAGGUGACGAGGAAGAUGACGACGAAGAAGAAGAAGAAGAAAGAGAAGUGAUAAUCCAAAUGGUUGUGGGGUUGACUGCAUUAGGGUUUUGCAUGAAGGGGAUUGUGAGAGAAGCGAGAGAGAUUGAAGAAGGAAUAAAAGAACUAGUGCAGUGGGAGAAUCCUACGUAUCAUGUUAAUUUGCAUGAGGUUUCAUGCAAAAUACAAGCCUUAUACAAAUAA